Osmia lignaria (orchard mason bee) is the source of this 3813-nucleotide messenger RNA. It is a transcript of the gene fmt, whose product is annotated as phosphatase 6 regulatory subunit 1-like protein fmt. The record is from RefSeq and is a predicted model, not a curated record. Lineage: Eukaryota; Metazoa; Arthropoda; Insecta; Hymenoptera; Megachilidae. Gene Ontology annotation, cellular component: cytosol; nucleus. Gene Ontology annotation, molecular function: protein phosphatase regulator activity; protein phosphatase binding.
GUCGAUCCAGUAUUACUUCUGUGGCAAACGUCAAAGUUGAAACAGUCACUCUGAGUUUCUAGUUUUUGAAGGAAAAGUGACGUUUUAAAAAUUGUUCUGUUUUAAGAAAACAUUUUGUUUACUAUAUUACAUUUUACAGUGACGUUGUGAGAUUAUAGCUACAAUUAUUCGCAACAUCGUUACCGUUCUUAUUCGUGUUCAUGCAAUGUUAGUUGGUUUCUGCCUUACGAAGCAGUACGUUAUUUUUUUAGUGGUCACCACAUCAAUGUUGUGAUUAUUUUCACAUCUGAUUAAUUGUAUCGUAGUCGAGUAAAGAAAAAUACUCGAAUAAAUCAUGUUUUGGGCAAAUAAUUAUGUGUCAUCACCUCAUAUUGAGGCACUGCUUAACAAAGAGAAUGUAUCAUUGUAUGAUUUAAUGGAUCAAGAAGAUAUUUUACAAGAAUGCAAAAGCCAAAAUAAAAAGCUUGUUGAGUAUUUGACAAGAUCUGAUGUAAUGGAAGAGUUAGUAACUCUUACAACUGAAGAACCACCAGCAGAGAUAGAAGAACGUUGGCGCUAUAAGCAUCCAAAUAUAGCUUGUGAAUUACUAACUUGUGAUGUACCAACUUUAAACGAGAAACUAGCAGAUGAUGACACGCUUUUGGCAAAGCUUUAUUCCUUUAUUGAUACAGAUCAACCUCUAAAUCCUUUAUUGGCAUCAUUUUUUAGUAAAACCAUCGGAGUACUUGUUGCUCGUAAAACUGAUCAGAACUGGUAUUCGUAUCAGUACACUUGUUUGAAGGUUUUAGAUUUUUUGAAAAGUCGUCAAACAUGUGUUGAUUUACUUUUACACCACUUAGAAACCUCUGCAAUUAUGGAUUUAGUACUGAAACUUGUUACUCAACUGGAAGAUACUGAUAUGCGGCAAAAUAUAUUAAAUUGGUUACAUAGUCAACAAUUAGUACAAAGAUUGGUAAAGUUAUUAUCCUCAAAUUCUGAGUCAAGUAAACAUGCAAAUGCUGCACAAUUACUUUGUGAUAUGAUAACUGUUUCAAGAGAACAUCAACGUACAUCUACAAAACGCACCGAUCCAGACCCUAUCUUAAAUACUCUCGAAUCGGCAGAUACAGUAAGUCUGUUGCUAGAGACUAUUUUAACUGGAGAGAAACUAGAAAGUAGUAUUGUUGGAGGAAUUCAAGUACUCCUCACACUUUUAGGCCAAAAAGCUAACAAUGCAAUAAAUGAGGGUGACAUUCAUGGUAAUAGUUAUGGAGAUGAAGUUACAGAUGAACAGUGUCUGAGAAUUUCUAAUGCAACCCUGCCUUAUUUAGAACAACUUCAUAAACUUUUAUUAGAUCCUCCUUAUAAACCUCCUGUCAAAACAACUGCUGGGGUGUUAGAAUGUCCAUUAGGUAAUACACGUUUACAUGUUGCAAAAUUAUUUACAACACUCAUGACAACUGAUAAUGUAAAAAUAUAUGAGUCUUUAGUAGAAUUAGGAACAUUCCAAACAUUAUUGGAUUUAUUUUUUAAAUAUACAUGGAACAAUUUUCUACAUACUCAAGUACAACUGUGCCUGGCUUUAGCUAUUAAUUGUGAUUUUAAGGAUACAAAUAACAUUGUUUAUAAUAAUAUAUUUGUCAAAUGCAGAUUAAUAGAUCGAAUAUUAGAAGCAUGGGACAAAAAUGAUAGUAAACAAAGUGCGGAAAAUGGAAUUAGACAAGGAUACAUGGGCCAUUUAAUAAACAUUGCAAAUAACAUUGUUAAUCAACGUGAAGACAGUGAAAGUUUAGAUAAAUUUUUGAAAGAUAAUUUAUCAUCAGAAUGUCUUGAUAAAUGGGAUGAUCUUGUAAAUGCAAAAUUGUCAAAAAUUAAUAAGACUCAUCAAAUCUUUUUGGAUGAGAUGGCUCAACCAUUUAUGACAAAGUCUAGUGAAAAUCCCGAUGAAUACAGCUCUUAUUCACAAGAAGAAUUUCUUCAAGUUCAACGAGUUGAACAAUUUUAUACCAAUUAUGUGGGACAACAUAUGACAUCGCAGUUCAUUGAAAAUUUUGGAUUUCACGAUGAUCAAUUUAAUGACGGCGAUGACGCCCUUCAUAACUCGGUUGUCCAAUUAACAACAUUGGCCUUUACUCUCAGUGAGGAAGAUCUCGACAAAAGGGAAGACAUGUUCAAUAAGAUAUGUCAGCAAAAACAAAAGGCAGGCUUGGAGGACUGUAGUACAGGAGUAGAGUGGGGUGAUGAAGGAGAACUUACUUUUCAAACUGUGGUGGACAAACGAGACUGGCCAACAAAGCAACAGCAUAAUGAUUCUAAUUCGUCCGAUGAAGAUGAGGAAGAUCCAGAUCAUAUGCAUAUGGAAAUUGAUUUGACUAAAUUUUGGGGUCCAACUGAACCACCAUCUACUGGUACUGCACUUCCCGAAGUGAAUCCAUGGGAUGUUGCACCAUCAGAACCAGUUGAAUCUACGGGAUGGGCAAAUUUUGAUAAUUUUGAAAAUACUGUCAGCAUGGAAAAUACUGUGAUAGUAGAUAAUAAAGUAUGUGAUGAAAGCAAAGAAAGAACACAGGAUAUAACAAUGGAUCAAAAUAAAAUUGAAACUAUAUCUGGAAAUGAAAUAGCAGUAGAAGCUAUUAGUACAAAUGAUAUAAAGAUUGAAGAUUCUAAUGAUAGUACUACAUCGCGUAUACAAACGAAUAUAAAUCAUCAAAAUACUGAGGAUAAUCUAUAUUCUGAGUGUACUGCUGAUAAAAAUGCAAAUCCAAGCGAAAAUGUAGAUAGCAGUGAAAAUAAAGGUGAAGAUAAUGUAAAGCCUACCGAACUUGUGUCAGCUACGAUGCAGAAUGAAAAAUCUUCGAACGAUCACAGAGUUACCUGUAGUGUAAAAAAUGCGUCAUCGGAAGCUGUGUUACCACCAACAGAUGCCAAAUGAAAAAUUGUUUCUUGAGUAUGAUAUUGCAAUAGAAUAAAAAAAAAUCAUAUCAGUAUAAAUUUGUACGAAUGAUCAGAAUACAUAUAUAUAAUUACGUCCCUAUAUUUUCAUUAGAUCACAUCAAUUGUGCUUCAUUGCGUUGGCGUCUAGGUAACAGUUUACAGCAGGGUACAAAUACGGAAUGAAAAGUAAAAGACUAACCGACGCUCAACUACGAUUAGUAUAUUAUUUGAAGUAUAUGCGCAUGUUCCCAGAUUGCCAACAUUUUGAUUAUAUAUACAUAUAUGUGAAAUUACAAUUUUCCAAACUUCUCGAUGAAUAUUGUUAUCGAAGAGAUUCUUUAGAUUGUUAUUUAUACAUAUGUAAUGAACAUGAAACGUAAUUGCAAAUGUAAAUCAAUUACAAUCGCAGAUUCUUUAUGUUGUGGAUUUGAUAUAUUGCAUGAUGAGGUAGACAGAGUACAAUUUGUACAUAAAUGGAAUAUCCAUAAACUCCAAGACAGAUCAACUUUCACUCGAUUGCUCGAUACCUGGUCUCUCAAAAAUAUUAUGUACCGAUGUGUGUGUAUAUGUACAUUCUAAUACAUGUACACAUGUAUUGUAACGUUUUAUAUAAUAUUGAUACAAGGCUCCGUAAAGAAACAUCGCCGUGAAUAACAUUUCAUAAAGAACUGGUGCUUUUGCUUCUUCGUUCGAUAAGGCAAAGGUACUUAUGUGCAGUGCCUAUUAUUUCGUUAAAUGUAUGCUCGUGCAACGAUGCAAUACAAACAAGAAAGGAAAUUAUGUAUUUUUAUUACGUUAAUGGUAAUAAUUCAGCCAAUGUAUACACAUGUAAUGUAACUAAAGUAUUUCAACAAUGAAUUUAUCAUUAUUUGCAUUCCAGUAAAAGAAAUUCUAUAUAAA